AUGGCAGAAGACAGUCCAGUCAAAAUCGUGAAACAAGACAAAGGCAUUGUGAUUGAAGAUGAUUGGCCAGGCUACAGUCUGGAUCUCUUUACAUAUCCGGAGCAUUACCAUGGUGACAUAGAGAGCGUGUACAUCCCACAUGGAGUCAUCAUGGACAGGAUAGAGUGCUUGGCCAGAAACAUCUUAGAAGACAUUGGAAAUCAUGACGUCAUUGCUCUAUGUGUUCUUAAAGGAGGGUACAAGUUCUGCGCUGAUCUGGUAGAGUCUAUCAAAGUACUGAGUCGUAGUACUAAUAGGACACUAACAAUGAGGGUUGAGUUCAUUCGCCUCAAGAGUUACUUGAAUGACCAAUCAACAGAAGAUCUGCACAUAAUAGGGCCUGAGGACCUGUCGAUGCUGCGAGGGAAGAACGUCUUGAUUGUAGAGGCUAUAGUUGACACAGGAAAGACAAUGAAGGCACUUCUGAAGCAUGUGGAGACAUUUCAGCCCAAGAGGAUUGGAGUGGCAGGAUUGCUGGUGAAGAGGGUCCCUAAUGGAGUUGGAAGGCUCCCGGAUUAUGUUGGAUUUGUCAUUCCUAAUCGUUUUGUCGUCGGAUAUGCGCUCGACUACAAUGAGUAUUUUCGAGACCUAAAUCAUAUAUGUGUAAUCAGUGAGAGAGGAAAGGUGAAGUAUAAGCUUUGA
Chanos chanos (milkfish) is the source of this 681-nucleotide messenger RNA. RefSeq names its product phosphoribosyl transferase domain containing 1a (gene prtfdc1a). NCBI's taxonomy places the organism in Eukaryota, Metazoa, Chordata, Actinopteri, Gonorynchiformes, Chanidae. The transcript is spliced from 9 exons. Gene Ontology annotation, molecular function: magnesium ion binding; hypoxanthine phosphoribosyltransferase activity. Gene Ontology annotation, biological process: purine ribonucleoside salvage; guanine salvage; IMP salvage. Gene Ontology annotation, cellular component: cytosol. The record is from RefSeq and is a predicted model, not a curated record. The coding region runs from base 1 to 681 and encodes 226 amino acids.